UAAAGUAUUAAUUUCAUUCAUGUAAUAAGAUAUUAAAUAUUUUUUUUCUUCUACCUUUUGAUGAUAUUCAUCAAGUACUCUUUUAAUUUGAUGUACUUUGCGUGACAUUCCGCGCGCUGUCUGCUGCCCGCGCAGUCGCAAACCACCAGCACAUGUAUUGAUCGCGAAAACAGACGAUUCCAGAGCAGUGAAGCAGGGCGUGAUUGGUUGUCAUGCGUUAUGCGUCGACGUAGGAGUCGUCAGGAUCAUCAAAAAGAAGAUACUGGAGCUGUUGUUAGUGUGUGUUUUCAUAACAUUUAAUCGUUAUUAAUUAACAAACUAAACAAUUUAAUCAAACAGGCUUAAGUUUUAGUGACCUCUAAGUGUUUAGUGAAAUGGCAUUUGAUCAUUUAAUCUUCCCUGUUGAUCAAGAACAUUAAAAACACGAGUCAUCAAGAUAUUUACUGAUAACUAGUGGCCGUCUAACCGUUCUAAUUUUUGAGUGUAACAUUCUAUUCUGCUACAUAGAAGUCCUGCAAGUAAAUAAUAGAGUUGAAGAGAAUAAUAAUAUAAAGAACGAAAAAUAAAGUGAAAGUAGAUUUGUUGUCUGCACACAGGAAACGAAGCAAGUUCUCGUAGCGAACAGGUUGACCUUCCACCUGUACCUUUACCGUAACUCAUUCAAUCAAGACGAGAAAUAGAAAGAAAGGAUUUAUUUUCUUUUCAUAUUAAACAAAUCAAUGAGAAGAAUCAUUGGUUCAUGCAUUCUAAUGCCUUGACUUGAAGAUAAAAGUCAUUAGGGACGGUUAGACGGUCCACUGUAGGCUGAAGGUUUGAUUCAUUGGCUGGAGUAUAUACUAGAUUUAUGCCAACAUGAGUAUUCUAUCAUCGUCGUCCAUCAGCAUCUCUGGCCUAGCAGACGAAGAAGCCGAUCACAACAUGCUCCAGGAUCUUCAGCUAGCAGCAGAGCUCGGCAAAACACUUUUGGAACGCAAUAAAGAGCUUGAAACCAGUCUGAAAGCUCACCAAACUACUAUAGAGGAGCAAACUCAAGAAAUAGAGUACUUGAAGAAACAAAAUGCCGCCCUGAGGGAAGUAACUGAUUCCCGACUUAAGAUAUAUGAGCAACUAGAAGUAAUGGUCCAAGAUUUGGAACGUGAAAAUCAUAGACUCAAAGUCGAAAAUUCAUCACAUAAAAAGCACGUAAAGAGUCAAUGUCAGACAAUCGAGAAUCUUGAAGCAAAGUGCGAGGAGCUUCAGAAAAAGAUUGAUGAGUUAAAAGUUCAAAACGACAAUCUUUUACGUCAGCAACAACAGCAAUAUAUGAAUGGACAAUCUAAUGGGAACGAAACGCAGUCAGUUGGAACAUGGAAGGGAUCUAGUUCGCACGAUGGCAGCAUAAUCCAGAAAGCUGUGAGAAGCCCUACCAAGUCUUCAAUAAUACUUGCGGAUGAAAGUGUACAAAAAUUGAAUGAUGCUGACGAAGAUGAAGUAACAAAACUUUUACGUCAACUUCAAGAAACUCGUAGUCAAAGAGCGAGAGAGCAGAAAACAAUAUCAGAUUUGCGUCAACAACUUGAAAAUAUUCUUAAAGAAAAUCGUGCUCUUGAAGAUCAACUUAACGAAUGGCGUAUUAAGGCCCAGGAUAUGAAGAAUCUCCAAGAUGAAAUAAAUACUUUAGAAGAAGUUCGGGAAGGGAAAUUAUGUGGUCGCUGUCUACGCAGUUAUGAUUCGCACACUCAAGAUGAACUUUCAUCAAUGAUGAUAAUGGAUGCUGAGGAGGAUGAUGAUCUUAGCUUAGCUGAAUCUUAUCUGAAUAAUCAGAGAGAAUUUGAAGUAUCACUAGAGGAAACAGAUAAUGACUCAAAGACCGUUGACGAACGAGAAGUUGUCGCUAACCCCUACAGAAUGUUAUAUGAAAAAUAUGAAGCUCUUCUUGAGGUCCAAAGACAACCCGCUCAACGUAAGAAAUCUAUUACUCCAACACCAUGCAUGUCACUUCAAGAAGAAUUAAAAAUGUCGGGAGAUUUUAAUACUUUUCAAAAUACACCUUCUGAUCAAGAAAAUAAUCAUAAAACGAUUAAUGGUUUUCACGGUCGAUUUGGAUAUGAAAAGAAACUUAGUUCCAUGACACCAACUGACUUUUCCGAAGCUGAAACUUUAUCCUCAGGUUUCACAGAUGAGACAAGUAAUAAAUCAACUCAGACUGAUGGUGCAAGGCCUGGCUCUUUAUUGUGUUCAAUUGCUGACGGUGAAGAUUGCAAAUUUAGUAUUUAUGACGACAACAGUCCUUUCGAAAGUCGUUUCCGGAAAACACCUGAAUAUCGACAGUUAUUUAGUGAAAUAUUUGAGGUUCUAAAACGAGCAGCAGAGGCAAAAGAUGAAGGAGAAAAAUAUCCUCUGUUAAAUAACACACCAACAGAGCCAAUCAAAAGGAUCGAAGAAGAGCAAGAAGAUCAGGGAGAUCUAACUGAUGAUAGCCAGAGUGUAUUAUCCUCUGUUAUAUCAUCUGUUGUGUCAGAGCCGGUCAUUAGGGUUCAUACUCCAACGCCAGAGAAGAAAACAGGUGAUGAACGGACAUCAACUACAACUGACAAGUCUGGAGAAUCAACUGCAGUUUCUACGGUACGACAUCCUCCUCAGCAAAGACGCCAUCAUCUUGAUUAUUUAUCAGUUCAAGUUCGAAAGAAAAAUUCUGCUAAGAAAAAUAAUCAUAAAAAAUUCUUGUGCAAUGAAACAUCUAGUGCAGUAGAUGUUAUUCCUACGACAAAUCCCAAGUUCUUACAAUCAAAAACAGGUGGUAGAAGAACAAGAUAUAGACCUUUAACAUUUACAGAACAAGAAGGCACACAUUGGAAUGGCAAUACUAUUCAUAUUUUCCCCAGUAAGAACAAAGAACCUAGCAAACAUCAAAGAUAUAGUAGCGGAUCCCAUAAUUAUAACAGUGAUCAGCAUAAUAGUUCAUUUGAAUACAAGGACUAUAAGCCUACCAGUGCAUCCGAGGAAGUUGCAAAACUGAGACGACUUGAAAUGUCUUAUGCUGAGGCACUUCGUACGCCAAAUAAAUCCAAAGCCAACAAAUUUAAUCGUAGAUACUGAAUAAUAAUUUAUAUGCAAUGAAAAGUUUAUUUUUUUAGUAAAACUUUUUUUAAUUAGAUUUCAUUUUUUGACUUUCAUCAUCCAAUUGUUUAUAAUAAUUUUAUCUAAUAAUAUUAUUAUUUAUAGUAUUUAUAACUAUUUGACUAAAAUUCUAUUAAUCAUGUGCCAUUGAAUGAAAAACAUCCAUCUUCAUUUAUCAUUUACAUUCACACUAACAAUUUUUAUUAUGUAGACCAUGAGCAAUGUGUAUUUUUUCAGU
Messenger RNA from Chelonus insularis, 3337 nucleotides. It is a transcript of the gene centrocortin, whose product is annotated as cerebellar degeneration-related protein 2-like. The transcript has 7 exons. Lineage: Eukaryota; Metazoa; Arthropoda; Insecta; Hymenoptera; Braconidae. The record is from RefSeq and is a predicted model, not a curated record. The coding region runs from base 853 to 3078 and encodes 741 amino acids.